CAAACGGAUAAAACUAACUCCACCUUCCCGCCAACUUCCCAUCUCUUUCAGGAUUCCACAGCUCUCCCUCACAAUGAGAAUCCUUCAAGACUUGACCUGCAACAACCCAACCAUAAUCCGAUAUCACCAUUUCCCACUUUCUUUCACCCUAUUCAACUCUCCAUCCUCUGCUCGCACCAUCAUCCAGACCCGGUGGAAGAAAAAACCCGCCAACACUGCCCAAACCCGCCUCCAUGCCCGUACUCGGGACCCCAAAUUGGACCCUCUCACAGCCCAUUUUGUCAGGCUCAGCCGCAUCCUCAACCUUCACCGUCUCGUUUCAGCCCGAAAACGGGGACCCUUUGUCUCCCUUCAGCUCCUCUCCAGGUGGGCUCCGCACGUUGGCCUCGAUACAAUCCCUGUUGGAGCGUUUCUCCGGAAAUACCCCCAUGUGUUCGAUGUAUUUACUCACCCGAUUCUGAGAAAUGUGUGUUUUAAAUUUAGGCAGGAAUUUGUGGAAUUGUUGAAGGAAGAGAACGAUGUUAUACGUGGACUUGAAUUUGAGAGUGUGAUGAGAAUAAAGAAGAUUUUGAUGAUGUCUGUUAAUGGCAGUAUUCAUUUGCAUGCUCUUAGAUUGGCUAGGAAAGAAUUGGGAUUACCUGAAGAUUUUCGUGAAUCGAUAAUUCAGAAGUAUGAUCAUGUUUUUAGGAUGGUAAAUUUAGAGGUUGUUGAAUUGGUAAGGGGAAUUAGUUACAAUUCUGGUCCUGAUGAUAGUGACGAAAAUGAGAGGUUCAUAGGUGUGGCUGAGGUUGAAAAGUGGAGGGAGAAAGAGUAUAGGGAGAAGUGGUUGAGUGAAUUUGAGGUUAAGUAUGCAUUUCCGAUGAAUUUUCCUACAGGGUUUAAGAAAGAAGCUGGGUUUAAGGAUAAGCUAAGGAACUGGCAAAGGCUUAAUUAUGUGAAGCCAUAUGAGAAAAAGGAGGUGGUUCGGGUGCGGACUUGUGGUGGGGUUGAGCGGUAUGAGAAGCGGGCUGUGGCAAUUAUUCAUGAGUUAUUGUGUUUGACCGUGGAGAAAAUGGUGGAUGUUCAACAUUUGGUACAUUUUAGGAAGGAUCUUGGGAUUGAGGUCAAUUUACGUGAGCUUGUUUUGAAGCACCCGGGGAUAUUUUACAUGUCUACUAAAGGAGAUACUCAAAUGGUUUUCCUUAGGGAAGCUUAUAGUAAAGGAUGCUUGGUUGAGCCAAAUCCAAUAUACGAUGUGAGGAGGAAGAUGUUGGAUCUUAUUCUGUUAGGACCUCGUUGUACCCGACGACUCAGGACUGAAUGGGAAGUCAGUAAUCAGGGACAGGACGUAAUUUGCACUGAGAGCAGAAGGAAAGUCAGUGAUGAGGAACAGGACAUAAGUUGCAUUGAGAGACAAGGAGAGGCAAAAGAUGGUGAUUUUGUCAUUCCAAUUUUGGAAGAUUUUGCAGACUGCAGUCAUCAGAACGGACACCAAUGAUUUCACUGAUGUAGUCAACAAAGAGCUAAUUAGGCAGCAAGAGAAGGAAAUGAAUUGGAAAGACAGGUACUGACAGGCAAGUCGGAUGUAGUAUGUGAGUUUGUACCUAAUCAAUUGCCAAGUGGGGCUUCUCCUCCAUAAUUUUACGUGAGGGUAAUUGCCCUUUGCCAUAUGUCGUGACGGCUGCUAAGAAUCUAUCUGACAGUGAAAUGUCUAAGAUGGUGGUCAUUCUGGUGGCUGAAAAUCUUUUGGAUGGAUGGUCCUUCCUUUUCUUUCUAUACUCUGUGUCACUUUCCAUGUGUUUAGGCCUCGAGGACAAAAUGGCAGGGUUGCUGUCAGCGAACGAGCUAGUUUUUAACUUUACAGAAGGUUAAAUCAACUAUUGCCUAUCGUAGUGUCACUGGAAAAGCUUUACCGAAGGUUGAGUCAAACUAUUGCCUAUACUAACGUCACUGGAAAGCUAAGGGCAUUGAUGGGGGCUGUCGUGUUGGCUUUCUGAAACUUAUUUGGUUGGCUAGAUCGCAUCCUGAAUUUGUUCAGAUUGGUCGAGCUUGAUAUGGCUACUGAAGGCUAAUUUCAGGACGGUUAGGAAAAUUUGAGUAUGGGCUGCGCGUAUGCUAGAAAGAACUUAAGCAGGCGGGAUCAAAGGUCAACCGUUUGAGGAGGAUAUGUUAAUUUUGCAAAGAAGUGCAUAUUGGAAGUGGUAAAUUACUUGACCUUUUGGCACAACAAGUUUUUAAGGAUUUGACAGUGAGAGAAGGGAGUGACGAAUGCUGUUUUGUCUACGGCUUUGGUGAUUGCUGAUUGCUCUCAACUGUGGUUCUCAAAUUCCUGACUAUAAAAGGGUUUACCUUCAAAGAAUGUGCCUUGAGGUGCCAGGAAGCUAAACGCAUGCUGUAUUAGUGCAAGUUCAACCAUCACAGAUGAGGAUGCACCGUACAAUUACCACAUUUGGGUGCUUCGAUGGUGCUAAGAACAUCAAGGUCCAUUAUUCUAUUAGAAGUAGCACAAGCCACUUUGGAAACUGUCACUAUCUGUGUGAUUAGUUUUCUAAAUCUUUUUUCCCAUAUGAACUGCAGAUACAAUCACUUUUCAGUGAAAAACAUAUCUACC
This is a messenger RNA of Coffea eugenioides, 2590 nucleotides long. RefSeq names its product protein ROOT PRIMORDIUM DEFECTIVE 1. Gene Ontology annotation, molecular function: RNA binding. The transcript is spliced from 3 exons. Bases 74 to 1477 code for a protein of 467 amino acids. Lineage: Eukaryota; Viridiplantae; Streptophyta; Magnoliopsida; Gentianales; Rubiaceae. The record is from RefSeq and is a predicted model, not a curated record.